AUGACACAGACAGACGUAGCACCUGUCGUUGAGGACGAUGACGAUUACCAGCUCAGCGGUCCUAUGCCCAUCGAAAAACUCGAGGGGAAUGGGAUAACGCCGGGGGACAUCAAAAAGUUGAAGAGUGAAGGAUAUCACACGAUUGAAUCUAUUGCCUACACGCCGAAAAGAGCACUCCUCACUAUCAAGGGGAUCUCCGAUGGGAAGGCAGAUAAGAUUUCGAUGGAAGCAGCUAGAAUGGUGCCCAUGGGGUUCACCACAGCUUCUGAGUUCCACACCAGAAGGUCUGAAUUGAUCUGUGUCACCACCGGAUCUAAGCAGUUGGAUACGUUGCUUGGAGGGGGUAUCGAAACCGGGUCCAUUACCGAGGUUUUUGGGGAGUUUAGAACCGGGAAGUCGCAGUUGUGUCACACUUUGGCAGUGACUUGUCAAUUACCCAUUGAUAUGGGAGGUGGAGAGGGUAAGUGCCUUUUCAUUGACACGGAGGGAACUUUUAGACCGAUUAGAUUGGUUUCCAUCGCUCAAAGGUACGGAUUGAAUCCGGAUGACUGUUUGGACAACGUAGCGUAUGCUAGAGCCUAUAACGCAGAGCACCAGUUGCAGUUGUUGCACCAGGCGGCAGCAAUGAUGUCGGAAUCCAGAUUUUCGUUGCUUAUUGUAGACUCAAUCAUGUCACUUUAUAGGACCGAUUACUCUGGUAGAGGUGAAUUAUCAGCUAGACAAACGCAUGUUGCAAAGUAUAUGAGAAUGUUGCAAAGAUUGGCUGAUGAGUUCGGAAUUGCAGUUGUGAUUACCAACCAAGUUGUUGCCCAAGUGGAUGGAAGUGCAUCGAUGUUCAAUCCAGAUCCUAAGAAGCCAAUUGGUGGUAACAUCAUUGCGCAUUCUUCGACUACCAGAUUGUCGUUUAAGAAGGGUAGAGGAGAACAGAGAAUUUGUAAGAUCUAUGACAGUCCCUGCUUACCAGAAAGUGAGUGUGUGUUUGCAAUUUAUGAAGAUGGGAUCGGUGAUCCAAAGGAAGAUGAAGAUUAG
Dujonia railenensis is the source of this 1029-nucleotide messenger RNA. The record is from the annotation of a GenBank genome assembly. NCBI's taxonomy places the organism in Eukaryota, Fungi, Ascomycota, Pichiomycetes, Serinales, Debaryomycetaceae.